Molecule: messenger RNA, 663 nt
Organism: Acanthosepion pharaonis
Lineage: Eukaryota; Metazoa; Mollusca; Cephalopoda; Sepiida; Sepiidae
Source: the annotation of a GenBank genome assembly
AUGGUUGGAUCAAGGGAAAGGCAAGAAACAUGCUGGUGGAAGGAUCGUAAAAAGAUAGUUCCCUCUCUUUUUUGUUGUCUUUCUUUUUUCUUUUCCCUCUCUUUUUCUGUAUUUCUUCUUCACCAUUUUUGCUCUCUCUCUCUUUCUUCUCGCUUGUUUUCUUUCUUCCUCUCUUUCUUUCUUACUUACUUGUUCCCUCUCUUUUUUGUCGUUUUUUUUUCUCUCUGCUUUCCCUUCUUUCUUUCUUUCUUUCUUAUCCCUUUCAUUCCCCUCUUUUUAUUAUCUUCCUUAAUUAUUUUCUUUCUUUCUUUCUUUCUUUCUGCUUCACCUUCUUUUAAUCUAUCUAUCUAUCUAUCUAUCUAUCUAUCUAUCACCCAUUUGUUUUACAGUAAUUUGUUGUUUUAUUUGCUGCAAGUGGCAUAUGCACGUGUCAGCAGUCAAUACAUUGGUUAUUCUCCUUGCAUUGUUCACUGCAGUAACGGCAGCAGCAUCACUAUCCCUACUGCUGAUGUUGUCAUCUUCUACAUCACCAUUAUUUCUUCAGUUUUAUCUUGGCUGCAAUAUGCAAAAGCCACCCUUGGUAUUAUUUUGCCGUGUAAAUUUAUGGGAGCUACAACACUAAAAAGGACUAUAGCAAUGACAUUGAUGACAGCAAGAAUAUAA